AUGAAUGCACCUGGUCAACAAUUAAAGUUACCAAUCCCUAGACUUUCGAAUACCUCUUUACAUUCGACUAAUUGGCCAACAAAUUCUCAACUUUCAACCAACUUGAACCCCGUCAUUUGCCAACCAAUGUUGACACCUUCUAUCGGUAAGCCAAUGCCAAACAAACGUGGUCGUAAGCCCCUGUCAAAAAUGCCCGAGACCAAAAAACAUAUUCAAAAUUUGACAAAUCAAAGGGCAUUUCGUCGAAGAAAGGAAGAUUAUGUUCGCACUUUGGAAACUAAAGCUACGACUUAUGAAAUCUUAUAUACCGAAGCGCAAAGUCAUAUCAAAUCAUUACGGGAAAGAUUGGCUUUACUCCAGAGAAGACUUGAUAAAACUCAAGAAAGUAAUAAAUGUGAUGCGUCCAUAUUUAGCCAGUCUAUUGAAGAAACUCAACAAAUGUGUGAAAGUAAUUCCUAUCGGUCAAAUGAAAGGCAAAGUAAUGAAGAAAUUCCUAUCGACGUUGAAAUGAGCGAUGGCACGUAUGGAGGCAAUCAAGAUGAAUCAAUUGAAGACAUAAUCAGGGAUCCUUUAUUUUGUGAUACCAAAGAAGGGGACCUUUGCUUUUGUGAGCCCGUUUCGAUUGAAGAUUUAACAAAAGAUCCAUCACAAUUAUCGUCAAGUAAUGAUUCAUUCGGUAGUUAUUAUUUGGAUCAUAAAGCAAGGAAACGGUUGUGGAUUAUCCCAAGCGGAGCGGUGUCACAAUGUGCAACUCCGACGACGCCCUCUCAAACAAUAUUUUCAAAUUUCACCACUUGUAAUGAUUCUCAACCUUCACGCGAAAAUUGCCCAACGAUUUCCUCACCGGAACGAUCCGAUUCUCAAUGGCAAUUGCAAGAAAAUGACGAACAAUGCAAUUUUUCUUCUCCACCGCUUUCACCUUCUACAACACCUUCGACUUCUAAUUUCACACAACCUCAACAUCAUCCAUUAAAUUUGAAAUGGAUUUUGGGAGAUAAUAAUAACGAUGAAAAUGGUGAUGAUUCCGAAUAA
Molecule: messenger RNA, 1032 nt
Organism: Funneliformis caledonium
Lineage: Eukaryota; Fungi; Glomeromycota; Glomeromycetes; Glomerales; Glomeraceae
Source: the annotation of a GenBank genome assembly